CUGGAAAUUGGGCAAUCUCUUGCUUGUCCGUUCCAUCUGUUUCUUGCUUCCGCUGUUUGUUCUCCGACGAGCAUCUUUCUCGGUCCAACUGUAAUUCAUCAUCAUCAUCAUCAUCUUCUUCUUCUUCUUCUUCUUCUUCAUUCAUCGACCCAUCGUUCUGCUUGUGCUUCAUCAGAGGAUUGAACUUGAACAGAAAUUCUUCUUGCUGCUUUAGAUGUACUUGAUCGUGUGAUCAUUCUCCGUGUUCUUGCCCUUCCGAAGAACUUGCUGGUGAACCAAGUUAUCGCGCUCGAGAAAGGGGCAUGGAUAUCGCACACUGCUAUAUGGAUGGUAACACCGACGCCGUGGAGUUCUGUCCACACGAUGAUUACCACCAUGUUCUUGCCACUUCCACCUAUACUCUACUGGAAGGUGACAAUCCAAGUCGGUCAGGCAGUGUUUCCCUCUUCAAUGUAAAUGCUGAUUCCAGUCACCUUGAGCUGUUUCAUCGUGUGGAAGUUCCCGGUAUCUUUGAUAUCAAGUGGGACCCGGUUGGUUCUGAUACGGGGGUCCGUCCUUUGUUGGCUCAGGCCGACUCGGAUGGCUGCAUUAGAGUUCAUUGUCUAGAGCGCUCUUCAGAUGAAGCAGAGGACAAGGGUGUAGUUCUUCGAGAGAUUAGUAGUGAGAAAAUCAGUUCCUCAAUGUGUCUAUGCGCAGACUGGAACCCUUCCGCUACCUCUAUUUCUGUCGGGCUUUCAGAUGGUUCAAUCUCAGUAAUUUCUUUCUCUGAGUCCAGAUUCGAAGUCCUACAGGAAUGGAAAGCUCAUGAUUUCGAGACUUGGGCAGCUUCCUUCGACCCCCACCAACCCCACCUGGUAUACAGCGGAUCUGACGACUGCAAAUUCAUCUGUUGGGAUAUCCGAGAUGGGCCAUCCAAUUCAGUCUUUCGAAACUCCAAGGCCCAUAUGAUGGGCAUCUGCUGCAUCAUGAAGAGCAAUAGUAACCCCAACAUCUUAUUCACCGGUAGUUACGACGAGUCUUUUAGGAUCUGGGACGUGAGAUCUGUCUCGAGACCAGUGAAUGUGGCCGCAAUCGGCCUCGGAGGAGGAGUUUGGAGGAUCAAGAACCAUCCUUCGGUCCCUGGUCUGGUUCUGACUGCUUGUAUGCACAAUGGUUUCGCGAUCGUGAAGACUAGAGGAGAGGAGAUUGAAGUUAUGGAGACAUACAAGAAACAUGAGUCUCUUGCUUAUGGAGCUGAUUGGCAAAGAGGAAUGCCUGGAGAAAGUGGAAGAAAGACGAGCGUGAUAGCGACCUGUUCAUUUUAUGAUAGACUCGUCAGAAUUUGGACACCUGAAAGUGAUAUUUUCGCAUAAAUUGAUGCUUAUGAUGAUUUUGACGAUCUCAAGGAUGUCAUUUUUCAUGAAUUGAUAAACAUUCGUGAGCUCUUGCGAAGGUUUAAGAAUGCAGGGGAGGUAAGUCUUUCUUCAAUUGUUA
Messenger RNA from Punica granatum (pomegranate), 1473 nucleotides. The record is from RefSeq and is a predicted model, not a curated record. NCBI's taxonomy places the organism in Eukaryota, Viridiplantae, Streptophyta, Magnoliopsida, Myrtales, Lythraceae.